Lotus japonicus is the source of this 2278-nucleotide messenger RNA. Its product is annotated as zinc finger BED domain-containing protein DAYSLEEPER-like. Bases 149 to 2191 code for a protein of 680 amino acids. NCBI's taxonomy places the organism in Eukaryota, Viridiplantae, Streptophyta, Magnoliopsida, Fabales, Fabaceae. The transcript has 2 exons. The record is from RefSeq and is a predicted model, not a curated record. Gene Ontology annotation, molecular function: protein dimerization activity; DNA binding.
GGUUUAGUUGUGGUUUUUCUUCAGCCGCAAGGACCGAGUACUCCGCAGCAUUAAUCGCCUUCCUUCGUAUUGUAGGUUUCUCUCCCGCCGCCACUCUCCGCCGCGCCACCACUCUCUCCGCCCAAAGGAUUAUAUCUGCAGUCUUGUCAUGGAGUGCCCUGAUUCCGACGCACAACCCAAUUGGCGUAGUAGAAAGAAAUCUGGUGUCUGGGAACACUUCACUGUGAAAAGUGAUGAAUCUGGAUGUUCCAAGGCUUACUGUAAAAGUUGCAAAAAACCAUUCGCUUAUAUCAAUGGUUCAAAGCAAUCUGGAACCAGCCAUCUGAGGAGACACAUUUCUCUGGGAAUCUGUCAGAAAAAUCAACAAACCCUGUGCUCCAAAACUGGUGCUGAUCCACCAAAGAAGAAACGAGCAAGAGCGAAAGUUGCUGCUAUUUCAUUUGAUCAGGAGCGCUGCAACGAUAAGAUAGCUAAAAUGAUUAUUUUGCAUGACUAUCCACUUCAUAUUGUAGAACACCGAGGUUUCAUUGAUUUUGCGCGGGCACUUCAACCACAGUUCAACCCGCUGAGUUUAAAUGCUGUCCAAGAGGAUUGUGUUGCCAUAUACCUCAGAAAGAAGCAAAACCUGCUGAAACUUAUUGAUGGGAUUCCUGGACGAGUCAACCUUACCUUGGACUUAUGGACUUCAGAUCAGACAUCAGCCUAUGUUUUUCUUCGAGGUCACUUUGUUGAUUGUGAUUGGAACUUACAUCAUCCCAUUCUUAGUGUUCUGAAGAUGCCUUUUCCUGAUUCUGGUGGUUCCCUAAAUCAAUCCAUAAACACCUGCCUACAUGACUGGCAUUUGGAGGGUCGGAUAUUUACUCUUGUGCUUGAUAAAUUCUUCUUCAGUGAGACUUUGAUUGGAAAUCUGAGAGGUCUUUUCUCUAUUAAGAACCCUGAGAUCCUCAAUGGUCAGUUAUUAAGCCAGAACUGUUAUUCUCGUGUGCUUACUCGCCUUGCAUCAGAUGCGCUUUGGGCAAUGAGAGAAACUAUUGACAAAGUUCGCAAGAGUGUGAAGUAUGUGAAAUCUUCUGAAUCUCGUGAACAGAAGUUUCUCAAGCUGAGGCAAAAGCUUCAACUUUCCAGUAAGAGCAACCUUUUAAUUGAUGACCAAACUAAGUGGGAUACAGUUUACCACAUGCUUGUUGCUGCCUGUGAAUUAAAGCAAAUCUUUUGCUGCUUUGGUGUCGGUGAUCCUGAUUGCAGAAUGACUCUAAAAUUAGAUGACUGGAAGCAGGUGGAAAUUCUUUGCACAUAUCUAAAGUGUUUGUAUGAUGCAGCAAACAUUUUAACUGUGCAACCAUACCCAACUGCCAACUUAUUUUUUCCUGUAGUAUCAAAGCUUCAGGUGGAGUUCACUCAUGCAUCCCUAAGCCAGGAUGCUUUUUGUCGUAAUUUGAUCAUGCCUUUGCAAGAAAAGUUUGACCAAUAUUGGAGAGAAAACUGUUUCGUCUUGGCAAUUGCUGCUGCGAUGGAUCCAAGGUAUAAAAUGAAAAUUGUUGAGUCCACCUUUGCUAACAUCUAUGGAGAGAAUGCUGAGCUAUGGAUAAGAAUUGUUGAGAAUGGACUUCAUGAGAUAUUCCUUGAAUAUAAUAGUGUAGAUGUGCUUUCUUUGACCCCAUCAAAUGGGGAUGAAGGGGAUGAGUCUAUAACAAUGAAGACGGACCCUUUUCAAAAAGGGUCAUUGGAGACUAAGCCAUUUCAGUUUCAGUCAGGGUCAUUUGAGAUUGAGCCAUUUCCAGAAGGGUCAUUUGAUUUUGAUGGAUCUCCUUUUGAUGCUGAAGAUGGACUUCCUGAUAUUGAAUUUUACAUAUCUGAUUUCAUUAGUAACCCAUCAUUCAAGUCAGAAUUGAGUGAGUAUUUGGAAGAGCCUCUAGAGCCAAGAGUACCAGACUUUGAUAUUCUGAGAUGGUGGAGAAUAAAUGCAUUGAAGUACCCAACAUUAUCUAGAAUGGCAUCAGAUAUUUUGUCUAUCUCUGCAUCUACUCUCCCUGCAAGUUCUGUUUUUGAUACAGAAAUUAGGAAAAUGGAUAGCUAUCGGAGUUCAUUAGACUCUCCUACUCUUGAGGCCCUAAUUUGUACCAAGGACUGGUUCCGGUAUGAAUCAUUACCAAUCAAUGUUUCAAAUGAUCUUGUGAAAGUGGAAUAUUAGGGGUAGCUUUUCUCACUUGGGGAUAAUAUUAUCAAGUAGUUUGUAGGUAUUCAAGUUUUGAUAUCGGUCAAGUAAUUCAUGUUUCAA